This is a messenger RNA of Pangasianodon hypophthalmus (striped catfish), 1986 nucleotides long. RefSeq lists its product as uncharacterized. The transcript has 9 exons. Bases 379 to 1785 code for a protein of 468 amino acids. The record is from RefSeq and is a predicted model, not a curated record. Lineage: Eukaryota; Metazoa; Chordata; Actinopteri; Siluriformes; Pangasiidae.
AAGUGAGAAACACUUCAGGACCUGGUCACUGUAGUGGCCUUCAAAAUGGCGGCGUGUUUUCCUCAGAGAAAUGUAGCAAGGGCAAGUUAAUGGGGUUGCAUUAUGUUUGUAAUGAAACAGGACCCUAAUUCACUUUAUUUCACCACUUCAUAGAUUUACUUCAAUAUUUACUUCAGUACAUCGAACAGUAACGAAACUGGGCAGUAGAAUGCCUUUUUAAUUCAAUCCUUUCCAUACUAUUUACAGCUUCUCUAAUCGUCGACCGGAAGUGCCUGCAAGCUGGCCUUGUGCACGCGCUGAACUCGAGUUCAUUUUGUAUUUGGAUAAGUUUUAUAUCUGUCUUAUAUUAGACUCGCUUUUAAUUUCCAGAAACGGGCGAUGUUCACGAUUCCGGUGCUUUACGUUGCGUUUAAUCUUUUUCUCGCCACGGCUGCGGAUAAAGCUUUAGCAGAGAAAGGGCGCGUGGAGCUACAGAAGCUGCGGGAGUUUGCGGGUCAGACGCGGUAUGGCGCGUGCUGGUCCAGGGCGCUGGAGAAAGUCCAUGCAAACUGUCGGGAUUUCUCCGACGACACGCAGAGUAUGAUGGCUCUGGCCUUCACUCACUGUCACCUGAGAAGGUCUGGACGGAGUUUUCCGGAGUGUCCUGAGGGCAGCGAUGUUAAAACGUGCACUCGCGACAUGGACCCCGUCGCUUUUAAUACCUACACAGAGUUCUUCACCCACGCCCACAGCAUUUGCCACUACCUCCAGAGUGAGCAGUGGCAGCAUCGGGCAGAAAACACCAUCCACAGGCUGACGGAGAGUUCAGCCGGUGUGGCCGAGCAGCUUGCGUCCACCCAGAGGAUGGCUGAGGAUCUAGUGGAGGCCCAAAGUGCUGCUCUGAAAUCUCAGGAAACCAUCCUGCGCAACGGAGAAGAGCUGAAGACCACGCUGCAGCACUCCACAAAGGGUCUGAGGGAUGUGUUUGCUGAGAUGAGGCAUUCUGUUGAGGAGCAGCAGGUGGCGUUUGCCGAGAUCUUUAACCGCGUCGCUUUCCUUCAGAGCUUCAUCAUGUCUGAGUCACACACCCUCAGCUCUCUGUUGUACAAUGCGCUGGGGCUCUGUGCAUCCUUCCUGCUCACCUCUACACGCCGCACCUCAGGAGCGAGGCUUUUUCUGUUCGGGCUGGUGGCUCUGAAUGUGUACCUGGAGCGUCUGAUUUGUAGGACGGUGCUGGAAGAUGAUAAUCCCGGAUAUCAGCAGAUGGAGCGGAUCACCUUUUUGGUCGGGCUUCUCAGGAAGGCCAUGGUGAUGAUCGCCUGCGUUGUUCUGCUGUACUUUUCCUCCCGGUUCCGCAAUGUGAACAGGGAAAGUCUGGAGAUCCUGAAGGAGCUGAAAGAGACUCAAACUAAUCUUAAGCAAACCUUGAGGAAAGCAGAGCGUCUUUCAGGGUAUUUAAAUGACUGGACCGAGCCCAGACAGAAGCAAUGGGGUGGAAAGUGGGAACAAGAAGAGGGGAGCAGUUUGGUCAUUUUGCAUUCUUCUGGCGCCGUAGAGGCCACCUUGCCGUCACUUUCUUCCCUUCACAGGAGCCGGCAGUGUGAGAGCUUUGUUCCACCACUGGAGGCUCCGAGCACCUCAGAGAUCCCAAAGAGAAGGCAGCGUCGUUCUUCAGGCUCCCGUGUGCGUAACUCUUCGGCACUCGUCUACAGCGUGAUAGUGGAGGACAGCCACAACCAGCCGAGGUACAGCCUGAGGAGCAGGAAAUCCUUAUGCGCCCUGGAGCCAAAAGGCGAGAGAGACUGAUACUGAUCUGUCCAGGAGCGUGCGUGUGUGUGUGUGUGUGGGUGUGUGUGUGUGUGUGUGUGUGUGUGUGUGUGGGGCGAGGGAGUGUGACGAGUGACCACAUCUGUGAAAUAUGGAUUCCUUUUAGCUGUUGUGAUCACGUUUCACAUUUUUAUGGAUUUCUUGUGGAUUCGUUUAAUAAAUACGGUUUUAUUAUUAUUA